ACUGAUUGAACGAGUGAGUCCUCCUCAACAGCGGAGGUGUCGGCACGUGUGAAAUCCUAGCUGGAGAGCGGGCGGAAGAGUUGGCAUGGUCUAUCCAAUAUGUGCAUGUAUCCGCCUCUAGAUGAUGAACCAAAUGACCAAAGCACACUACGACGCUAUGAAUGAAUCACUUGCCCAUCUUCUGCUUGGAAGACCCUGGCGACGACGGUGGGUUCGUGGGCUGGGUUGGUUCCAUCGCAACCUUAUCACGCGCGAUGUUGUGAUGCCGACAUUGAGUGUUUCCAUGUUGCUUUGCAUUCUUUUGAAGUGAUGGGGUGUGUGUGUUCUGCGGAAUGCCAUUUUGGUGGACGUGGCCACGGUUGAGUGUUCUGUGAAGCUUGCCCUCAAUGCAAUGGUGAUGUUCCGUGGAAGAGUGUAAAGCUUCCUCACGCACGUGCAUAUCCCACCACUUUCCAUUUGGCGCAGUCACGACGACAUGAACUCCCCCGACCUCAGCGACGACACCCUACUUGACGUUGACCUGUCGCUGUUGCUAUCGUCCGAAGAUGAAGCCAAGUUUCACCACGUUGUUUACUUCCUUCAGCUGCAUCCAACUUUGAUCAAUCAGCUCUCCCGACAACAAGUAAACGCAUUCCGAGCGGCGGGACUCUUGGAGAUCGAACUCAGCGCCAGCCACCGAUCGGCGUCGAUCACUCGAGAGAUGCUGACCACGGGCCCCAUGGCGCUGAUGUUUCCGCAUUACAAGACGUUUUUCGGCGUGAACCACGUGACGUUUCGAUGGCAGGCGACGACCAGCGGCGUGGACGUGACCAUGGCCAACACCAGUCGGCGCCCGGUGUUUGUGGGGUUGCGCGUCUUGGCGCCCCAAGGUAUCAUGGCCCUACACUUGCACGAUCUGGUCCGCCUCCUCGAAACUCCUUCCAAGGUGCUCUUGCUCGGAUACGUCGUCACAAAGCGUGCGAUCCCGCUGUCGGUGCAUCCUCCUGCCCACAAUCUGCUCGGUCUAUUGUAUUCUCAGCCUAUUUUGCAAUACACCCGCCUUGGCCUCACCCUAAAUAAUCGAGAUGUCCACAACAUGCGCACGGCCUUAGCCACGGGACUAGUCAAUUUCGUCCAGAUGUCGGAGCUCCUCGUGAACGAGGCGGGGCAGUCCGUGCCGUUCGUGUCGCAGUCUGUGGGUUGGGAGGUCGAGUGUGCGUCCUGGAAGGUGUUGGAGGACCUCGUGUCUGACGGGUGCCAGAUGCUCCAUCUGUCCUGCGCGACGACGUCCAAGGCCCUCAUCUUGGAAGACGGCCGCGGCGGCGCGUUCCCCGUCGGCGUCGACGCGUUAAAGCGACUGUUUCAAGGAUCGGCGGUCCAGCUCGUCCAACUCUCAGAGUGCCCGUCCCCUACAGGAGGGACAGCUUCUCAGUUGCUGCUGGACGCAGGGGUGCCGUACGUCGUCGCAGCCGCGCCGCACAUUCGCCAGGUCACGUCGUCGCAGUUGCUUCGCUUUUCCACCCACUUUUACGGCGCCCUCAUGGGUGGCAAGUCGAUCGACGCGAGUUUCUGCUUUGCUCAAAAUAGCCCGAAACUGCCAGCUGACUUGUUUUGUCUGUAUGGCCAAUCCAAUGGCCACCACGGCUCUGAAGUGCUCUUUCCGAUAACUGACGCCCCUGAAACUAUAUUUGAAUCGUUGCCCACACACCGUAUGACUGUCAAUGUGUGCAAGGGAUUCAUAGGUCGAUUGCGCAAAGCCCAUGAUAUUUGCUUUUGGCUGUUGGACCCAACCCAUGACAUCCGCUUCGUCAACAUCCAUGGCCCGUCUGGCAUCGGCAAGACGCAGUUGGCACUAGCGGCGACCCAAUACGCGACCGACCGCGGCGCGUUCGAUGGCGGCAUCCGCUUGCUGCAUGUCAAGGACAUGGUCCAGCGCAAAGGUGCUGAACAUGCAGUCGUGUGGCUGCAGCGGAUAUUUAUCAACAUCAAAACCAACAGUGGACGGGCCAAGUCGUGGUUGGUGGUGCUGGACGGCGCCGAAGUGUUUUUCCGUACGGCGUACCAUGCUGUAGUCCUGUUGGAUUUUGUGCCGGCCAUAUUGAAGGACAUGCCAAAUAUGACGGUGGUUGCGACGACGUUGGAAACGGUGGAAUUGCCGCCGCCCCUCAAGCAGUUCCAUGUCGGCCUCGACUCAAACCCAGGCGGACCAUUGCGCUUCCGCGCGCUGUCGACGGACGCGGUCUGGGAGCAACAGACGCGGCUGCCUCAAAACGACUUGGACGUCGAAUCCCCACGUCCGACGCAUGCCGUUGCCGCCGCUGCCCCCGCCAACAACUGUAGCCUCAUGUAGUGGUUGGUUUCUAGGAUAUUAAAGUUGACCGUUCGUUAUCAAAUCGAUUCAUU
Messenger RNA from Aphanomyces astaci, 2382 nucleotides. RefSeq lists its product as hypothetical. NCBI's taxonomy places the organism in Eukaryota, Oomycota, Saprolegniomycetes, Saprolegniales, Verrucalvaceae. Bases 476 to 2329 code for a protein of 617 amino acids. The transcript has 12 exons. The record is from RefSeq and is a predicted model, not a curated record.